Platichthys flesus (European flounder) is the source of this 3832-nucleotide messenger RNA. RefSeq names its product transducin beta like 1 X-linked (gene tbl1x). Gene Ontology annotation, molecular function: protein binding; transcription corepressor activity. The transcript has 15 exons. Gene Ontology annotation, cellular component: histone deacetylase complex. The record is from RefSeq and is a predicted model, not a curated record. NCBI's taxonomy places the organism in Eukaryota, Metazoa, Chordata, Actinopteri, Pleuronectiformes, Pleuronectidae. Bases 452 to 1993 code for a protein of 513 amino acids. Gene Ontology annotation, biological process: regulation of transcription by RNA polymerase II.
GGGAAACUCCACCAGAGUCUCCCGCCGCCCCAGCCGCAGAAACUCAACGCAUUUCCCUUUCCCCUCCCCUUCCAUUUUUUUUAUUUUUGUAACUUUUUGAAAAAAAAUAAAAAUAAACAACCCCUCCACCCCCCGCACCACCACCCCCAUCGCGAACUCACAACUUCUACACGCCGGUUGCCAGGGAGCUUUCCGGAGGGGGGGCCGACACUUUACGUUAGUCGGCGGCGGCGGAGUGUUCACCCACGGCGGCGGUCGGAACUUGAAAUAUGACGGGGAGCAAAACAGGAGGAAAGUCGUCGCUCGCCUAACCGGCUCGAAGUUGGAGGUUUUUCUCUCCCCCGUGGGAAGAGGAAGAGGUGGCGGCGGACACCACGAGUUCACUCGCACGACGCAAGAGAAGGAGUGAGCCCAGCCUUACAACAUAUCUCCUCCCUGUCCUUGGGCUAAGAUGAGUAUUACCAGCGACGAAGUGAACUUCUUGGUCUACAGAUACCUCCAAGAAUCAGGUUUCUCCCACUCAGCAUUCACCUUUGGCAUUGAGAGCCACAUUAGCCAGUCAAACAUCAAUGGAACACUAGUGCCCCCUGCAGCUCUCAUCUCCAUCCUGCAGAAAGGGCUUCAGUAUGUAGAGGCAGAGAUCAGCAUUAAUGAGGAUGGCACAGUCUUCGAUGGUCGACCGAUCGAGUCGCUGUCGCUCAUCGACGCUGUGAUGCCAGAUGUGGUGCAGACACGACAGCAGGCAUUCCGCGACAAGUUGGCCCAGCAACAGGUGGCUGGUGUCAUGACUGCUUCGACCUCUGGAAUCCAGUGUAAUGCACCAAAGAAUGGAGAAGCCACCUUCAAUGGGGAGGAGAAUGGCACUCACAUCAUGAAUAACCACAGCGAGCCCAUGGAGAUGGAUAUGGAUGUUGCGAUACCAGCCAGUAAAGCCACAGUGCUCCGAGGCCACGAGUCCGAAGUGUUCAUCUGCGCUUGGAACCCUGUCAGCGAUCUGCUGGCCUCAGGCUCGGGAGACUCCACCGCCAGGAUCUGGAACCUGGACGAGAAUAAUAACUCCAACUCUACCCAGCUGGUGCUGCGCCACUGUAUCCGAGAAGGUGGCCAGGAUGUCCCCAGCAACAAAGACGUCACCUCACUAGACUGGAAUAGCGACGGGACUCUCCUGGCAACUGGCUCGUACGAUGGAUUUGCAAGGAUUUGGACAAAGGAUGGAAAUCUGGCAAGCACCUUGGGACAGCACAAAGGGCCCAUAUUUGCACUCAAGUGGAACAAGAAGGGGAACUCUAUUCUCAGUGCUGGCGUAGAUAAGACGACAAUCAUUUGGGAUGCACACACAGGAGAAGCCAAGCAGCAGUUCCCCUUUCACUCAGCCCCAGCUCUGGAUGUCGACUGGCAGAACAACAGCACCUUUGCCUCCUGCAGCACAGACAUGUGCAUCCACGUCUGUCGACUUGGCAGCGACCGGCCCCUCAAAACCUUCCAGGGCCACACGAAUGAAGUUAAUGCCAUUAAGUGGGAUCCGUCAGGGAUGCUGCUCGCCUCCUGCUCAGAUGACAUGACGCUCAAGAUCUGGAGUAUGAAGCAGGAUUCCUGUGUUCACGACCUCCAGGCUCACAGUAAAGAGAUCUACACCAUCAAGUGGAGUCCCACAGGCCCUGGCACAAACAACCCCAACUCUAACAUCAUGCUCGCCAGUGCCUCCUUUGACUCGACAGUGCGACUGUGGGAUGUCGAGCGAGGCGUUUGUAUUCACACACUGACCAAGCACCAGGAGCCCGUCUACAGCGUGGCCUUCAGCCCAGACGGCAAUCACCUGGCCAGCGGCUCCUUCGAUAAGUGUGUUCACAUUUGGAACACCACGACUGGAGCCUUGGUGCACAGCUACAGGGGCACUGGCGGUAUUUUCGAGGUUUGCUGGAACAGCACCGGGGACAAAGUUGGAGCCAGUGCAUCAGACGGCUCGGUAUGUGUUCUCGAUCUCCGAAAAUAGCCGACCUGAGACUUUGAUGAAUUCUGGAACGUGCAGCAGAUUGCCUUCUUCUGACAUCAGCAAAAACUCUCAUUGCUCAAGAGGAGCCGUUAAGGUUGACUGAAACAAAACCUUCACGGGAGGAAAACCACAUGACCGCACCAGCUUCUGAGGAGCCAAAACCAACUGAAUUCCAUGCACCUUUAUUGUCUGUUGCAGUGUGUUUUACAACAUGCCUGUUUUGAGACAACGGCAGCGGGUUAAAGAGAUCCCCAAGACUGGUCUGAAUCCAAAUCCCUGGGGGCAUCCGCAUUUUUAAAAGGUUUCUAAUGAGGAAGUGCUGUGAUCGCUCCGGGCCACUGGUCCAGCUGUUAGCGGGUUGUAAGGGUUGGAGACGCAAAGAUGAGUUCUACAUGAAGAGAGGUGUUAAUCACACACGUGUUUGGCUCCGAAAGGCAGCAAAUUAAAGAAAGUUUGUGGUUUUUAAAAUUCCUUUUUUCGAAUGUUACUUCAUGUCCAAAUGAAAACUGGAGACAUGAUAGAAGUGACAUCGAUACUGAAGCACUGCUAUUGUCUUGCCGACAGGGUGCUGAGCUUCUCCUCAGCGGAGAAUAGUUUGUUUCUUGCAUUUUCUUUGUCUAUUUUCCACAGAAGGACGUUUGAAAGUCAAAGUUGAAUGUGCCGCUACAAGGUAGUUCUCAACUCAUGUUUAACAUCAGGUCAACAACAACAGGAAGAACCUGCCAAGAAAUAAUCUCCGAACAUGACCUGCUCAAUUUGCUUGAGAUUAGAUCAGUUGUGUUUAAGAUGUGAAAAGUGUGGUUUACAAAGUCAAAGUGUUCUCCCUUUUGGAUGUAAAUUUAAAGAAUGUAAAGAUAUGUAAAUUAGAUUAAUACACAGACUUAUAUACUGUGUAUAUAUGUAUAUAUACAGUACUCUUUAUUGACAUCCUGUAGCGGCGCAUUAAUGCUACAGUCGACACUUCUUUUACUGCUAAUGCGCAGCAAGAAGACCUUUUUUAAAUGAAGUGCAUGUCUCAUCAUCAGCUUCUUUUAAUACAGUCUUUCUCGACUCGACCAAUCCUAUCCAGUGCUUUUGUUUCGGGGUUUUCACAGUGAAGGCAGGUGACUACUGUCUCUGUUAAGCCACUGUAGAAAAUGGCCUCUUAUUUACCUGCACGCAGUCAACUAUCCGGUCAACAGUGCAGGAGCGAGCGGUGGUUUGAAGCAUUGAGAUAUUGUUUAAUAUAGAGCUGGACAUGAGAGAAUCAACAACUAGACCCUACCUAUGAGACCCUCCAUGGCUCUUAGCAUUACCACUGGGACCAGAAGGUGGAGAUCACGUGUAAAAUCCCACUGUUUGUAAAAGAAGAAGAAAAAGAUGCUAUGAUUGGUCUUAUUCAAUCCCACUGAGCUUCUCACACGCGCAGUAAGUCGAGCUCCCUCUGCACAUGUCAAACACACCGUCACUCGGAUUUCCCUUUGUUUUUGUCCCUUUUCUACCUUUCAGUCUAUUUCAGCCAAAACAACAUGAAGUGUUGGCACUUUUUGUAUUGGCUGGUUCAGCAAAUGUCCAGAUUUUGUCCUUUUUUUUUUCUACAGUCACAAUCGGAUGUUUGAUGGGUGGUUCGUUGUUUGUCGUUUGCUGAGAGCCAUUAUUGUCUGUGUCAGACUGAGAAUCGGGCUGUGGGUUGGUGGCCUUUUCUGGCAUGCUAAGGAGCCCGGAGUUAUGGAAUAAGUGCUGUGACAGCUACUGUUUCUCUCGACGCCCUGGUCCGGGGUGCACUCACCUGUUUUUCGAGGACAACACUUUGAAGUCAUUCUGUGUCUCAAAUAAAUCACUCUAUUUUGAUAUCAGAAA